Molecule: messenger RNA, 3944 nt
Organism: Psammomys obesus (fat sand rat)
Lineage: Eukaryota; Metazoa; Chordata; Mammalia; Rodentia; Muridae
Gene: Ntsr1
Product: neurotensin receptor 1
Exons: 4
Coding region: 450-1721 (423 amino acids)
Biological process (GO): neuropeptide signaling pathway
Cellular component (GO): plasma membrane
Molecular function (GO): G protein-coupled neurotensin receptor activity
Source: RefSeq, a predicted model, not a curated record
GCAAAAGAGGGGGAACGAGGGUGAGCACGCUGGGCAGCCGUGCGUGCGCUCGGCUCUGCGCCACAGGCUCGCCCGAGGAAUCACAAGCCAGAAGGGUCGCGGUCCUGAGGAGGUUUCGCCGUCACCAAAGCGUGCAGAGAACCAAGCACAAAACCUGGAGGUCGGUAGCAUCCCGGAUCCAGGCAGACUCGGGACCAGGAGAGUGCCAAGGAAGAGCAAAGCCGGAAAGCAGAUCCCAGACUCUGGAGGGGAAAGAAGAGUGGAUCCCGGUGCCGGCACGUCGCGAGCCCCAGAGCUCCCGGGACCGUUUGGAUCCUGCGCUUCGCCGCUGGACGGCACGCCCCCCUUAGCUCCGGCACCCUCCCCUCCGGACGCCUCUACAUCUGCCCCUGGAGGGACUUCCAUCAGCAAAGGUGCAGGACAAAGCCGCGCACUCGGCGGCGCCCACCAUGCACCUCAACAACUCCGUGCUGCAGGAGACCCCUGGUGAACCCGGCGCCCAGCCCUUCCCGCGGCUGCAGUCCGGACUGGAGGCGAUGCUCCUGGCGCUGGUCUUGGGCAAUGGCUCAGGCAAUACCUCGGAAUCCGUCCUGGCAGCGCCCAACAGCGACCUGGACGUGAACACUGACAUCUAUUCCAAGGUGCUGGUGACUGCUGUGUACCUGGCACUCUUUGUGGUGGGCACUGUGGGCAACUCAGUGACAGCCUUCACUCUGGCGCGGAAGAAGUCUCUGCAGAGCCUGCAGAGCACCGUGCAUUACCACCUGGGCAGCCUGGCUCUGUCCGACCUGCUCAUUCUGCUGCUGGCCAUGCCGGUGGAACUGUACAACUUCAUCUGGGUGCACCAUCCCUGGGCUUUUGGGGAUGCCGGCUGCCGUGGUUACUAUUUCCUGCGCGAUGCCUGCACCUACGCCACGGCCCUCAACGUCGCCAGCCUGAGUGUGGAGCGCUAUCUGGCCAUCUGCCAUCCCUUCAAAGCCAAGACCCUCAUGUCCCGCAGCCGCACCAAAAAAUUCAUCAGCGCCAUAUGGCUAGCCUCGGGGUUGCUGGCUGGGCCCAUGCUCUUCACCAUGGGCCUGCAGAACCGCAGUGCCGAUGGCCAGCACCCCGGGGGCCUGGUGUGCACACCCAUUGUGGACACAGCCACCGUCAAGGUCGUCAUCCAGGUUAACACCUUCAUGUCCUUUGUGUUCCCCAUGCUGGUCAUCUCCAUCCUAAACACUGUGAUUGCCAACAAACUGACUGCCAUGGUACGCCAGGCCGCCGAGCAGGGCCGAGUGUGCACUGUAGGUGCCCAGGACGGUUUACAGCACAGCACGUUCAGCAUGUCCAUCGAGCCCGGCCGUGUCCAGGCCCUACGCCACGGAGUCCUUGUCUUACGCGCUGUGGUCAUCGCCUUUGUGGUCUGCUGGCUGCCCUACCACGUGCGGCGCCUCAUGUUCUGCUAUAUCUCCGACGAACAGUGGACUACAUUCCUCUUCGACUUCUACCACUAUUUCUACAUGCUGACCAACGCUCUCUUCUACAUCAGCUCCGCCAUCAACCCCAUCCUCUACAACCUAGUCUCUGCCAACUUCCGCCAGGUCUUCCUGUCCACACUGGCCUGCCUCUGUCCUGGGUGGCGCCGUCGAAAGAAGAGGCCAACGUUCUCCAGGAAGCCAAACAGCAUGUCCAGCAACCAUGCCUUUUCCACCAGCGCCACCAGGGAGACCCUGUACUAGGCCCUGAGUAGGUUGAGAGGAGGCCUCAGCCUGUGCACCGGGCAGCAUCCCUCCCAGGCCUCCAAGGGUAAAGUAGCGGCCAGUCUACACCAUGCAGGUGAGGCUGGGCCACCCUCAGAGGAGGCUUCUUUCUUUCUAGUUUCUCUUUCUUUUGUUCCUCUGGCCCCUCCUCCCCAAUCCUCUAUUCCUGCUCCCUAUUCCUCUCCUACCUCUAAUUUAAAAAUCAGAACAGAGGCUGUUUCUCUCCCAGCCCCUCAAAGAGCCUUUAACAAGAAGAAAUUAGCACUCACCAAGGACAGCCUCCUUUGUUCCCAGACUAAUGGAUGUUUAGAAAGAAGAAAUGACAGCAUCACAUUGGGACUGGGCUCUUGGGCAGAUGGGCUAUUGUAAUCAUAUCAUCACCUUGUAGCUGCACCAGCUGUGAGACAGCACUGAGGUUGGACUUGAGCUCAGGGGCAUAGGCUCCAUCUCAGCCUCCUCCUGCCUCUACCCGUGCCCUGGUCCAGCAGAAAUCAUGACUCUCUCUGAACCUCAUGUUCUGACCCUUCCUUGGCAGGCUAGCACACUGCCUCUCCCUGGGUAGCCCAGAGAAGCCCUCAACAUUCUCUUUAAAGUCUAGGCCCCACAGCUGAAAGCUGAGGAGAUUAUAUUUCUGACUACACCCUGAAGAGGUGCCCAGUCUAAAAAGACCCAAGUUUCCACAUGCUCAGAAAGGACAAAAGGGCUAGCCUGGAAUCACACAGACCGAAGACUUCCUCCACUCUAGGUCUAUGUCACCCAGGACAAGCCUCAAGUGUCUUUGCUGAAAUACCUGCACUGGGACCUUGACCUCUUGGAUCUACAAAAGGACAUGGGAUAAGUGGAGCUUGUACCCUCUCCCCUGUCCAGGAGGCUUUGGUGGAGGCAUGCGCAGUCCUGUGCCUCUUACGCAGCUGCAUAGACUAAGGGAUGGCUUCAGGGCAGGACUCCUGAGAAUGAGGCACUAAGCUGGGUCCUCAGCAAGAUGCCAGUGUCUGAGACUCUGCAGGUGAGGAAAAGCCAAGCACGCAGUGUUCAGCUGGCCAGCAGCCCUGGGAUGAGGCAUGUGUCAAUUUGUUACCCGCUGCCAAGCAGCCAUCCUGGCCCAGGUUCUAGGCGCCUGGAAAAGCAGGCACCCUUCAUCUCCGGGAGCUGUCUCUAAACAGGACAGAAGCGUCUAGCCUCCAGCCAACAAGGCUGGCUGAGCGUUUGGAGACAGUCCCAGGAUGCCCAGGGUGGGAGUAGCAGGAGGGCCAGAGAGCCAAGCUCAGCCUUUUGCAAAAGAAUCUGGGGCCUCCAUGUCUGGAAGAGAAAUGAAUAGAUGGGCAGCUGGCCUGUAAUAACAGUAUUACCAUGGAACAUGGGAGGCCCAGUCAUGGCCCUGGGCUAGCCUCUGCUCCCUCUGAACUAUAAAACAAUGGGUUGAAAGUCAGGGUAUCUGAGGUUACACAGAAAUAUGGGGAGGGUGUUCAAUUACUUGAAUCCCACAAAACAUCGCUGCUAGUAAUGACUCCUCAGGUCAUCAAGGGCAGGGCCUAGGAGUCAGGCUCACGGCUGACACCAAGUAGAUGUCAUCAACCCAGAGGGAGGCCUCUCCACAUCGCUACAUGGGAGCCCCUCCCGGCCCUGUGGAGCCUCCUGGCCCAGUAAACGGUUCACAGGCCAAUGCUUUACCAUGAGGACUUCACCUUAGACUCAAGCCAGGCAGCCCCGCGCUAGGCCCCUACCCUGGGUGUCUAAACCUUGGGCAAGCCAUUCUUCUGAGUCUUGAUUUCCUCAUCUCAGCUGACUGGGAGUGUCUUGAAAGACCCAGCCUGGCGUAGGCAGCAAGAAGAUACCCUGAGGCUGAGCAAAGCCAACACUCUAUCAUGUGAUCCCCCAGAAAUGUUGUGGCCUCAUUAUAGGGGUGGUCCAGGCUGUCACUAGAAGUCCUUGCUGUUGUCUUUAGUGUCUUGUGUGCUUGAUGUAGUUAGGGACACACAUCCAUGUACCCCCAGAUGCACCUAUGAUCCUGGUCAAGAUGGAAAUAGUUCAGGAGGCUGUCUUGCAUGUUCUGGGCCUCAGGUCCAGAGUCUCACAAGCCCAGUAGUGAUGUGGGGAUGGGUCAUGGGUCAAGCAUCUGUCAGAAAGUUGCCCGUCACUCCACACUGCAAUCAAAGAACACCCUCUCCAUAUCACCCAAUAAAGAAUAAAGGAAGCUGUGUA